Molecule: messenger RNA, 728 nt
Organism: Amphimedon queenslandica
Lineage: Eukaryota; Metazoa; Porifera; Demospongiae; Haplosclerida; Niphatidae
Product: arf-GAP with coiled-coil, ANK repeat and PH domain-containing protein 2-like
Exons: 5
Coding region: 208-618 (136 amino acids)
Molecular function (GO): protein binding
Source: RefSeq, a predicted model, not a curated record
AUUUACCAGUACAUUUUUGAGUGCUCUCUAUCAGGCGAUAUCCCUGGGAUAUUGUGUGGCUUGUGUCAUGGAGGGAGUCUGUCUGAGCAAGACCCAGUGGAGGGACAACGCUAUCCAGUUCAUCAGGCUUGCAUUACUGGCAAUGAGACUGUUGUAGAGUAUUUGUAUCAGAAUGGAGCUAAAAUCAAUGUGAGUGACGCUAGAGGAAUGACACCACUUCAUCUCUCAGUCCUUAAUGAUGAUGCCACUCUUACAGCACUGCUAUUAAAGAGAGGUGCAGACUACAAGUGUGUUGAUGAUGACAACAAGACUCCAUUGAUGUAUGCAUUGGAGAAGGAGAAUGGAAACAUAGUAACAUUGUUAAAGUUAGCUAAGGCAAGCGAUGAGGCUGGUCGUAGUGAAAGUGUGGACUCCCAAAUGUUUAUGGAUGAAACCAUGGCAAGUAUUUAUAAGGAUUUUUCAGGUGGUGAUCGGGACAGUUUAAAGAACCAGUCCACUUCUAGUAAUAAUUCUACUCCUUCUGUUGCUUCAAGUGGAGAGGAGGGGAGCAAGGUCUAUGUUUCCGUUGCAACCAUUUCUAAUAGCAAUCCUGUCUUUUCAGUUGAGCAGAAGAAUUAAUUCUAAAAUAUAACUGUUAUUUUGUUGUUGUUAUUCUUGUGUUGUUAUUAUUAUUAUUAUUAUCAUAUACAUGUGUUUUUAUAUGAAAUUUAUCAAUACCAUCAUUAUAA